UGCAAGUGUGUGUGUGUGCAGCUCCAGUCACGGUGAUUUUCUCUCGCCCUUUCGUUCGCUCUCUCUCUCUCUCUCUCUCUCGGAUAAGGCGAUGGCGGGAGCGAGGCGCGCGCAGCAAACAGCACGUAAUUUCCAGCCGUCUGUGAUGUUUGAAGGCUCUGACUGUGUGGAGGAGACAGAGGGAGUGAAGGCUGAGAGCAGUCUGGUCUCGUCCAUCUCCGCCUGUAAGAAGGUGCUGUGCAGUAACAGUGUGCUGGACUCGUCAGAGUACUGGCUGAAGAACGAAAAAACGCUCUGCAGAGUCGGCUUCCUGGAGGACCAACACGAGGGGGGCUGCACUAUUUGUUUUCUGAGUUUGGACACACACACCUCUGACCGACAUGACAGCAGCUGCCUCAAGAAGUUGGCAUCGGUGUCGCCGGAUUUGCCGCAGCUGGUUGAGUGCAUGGGCAUGCGACCUUUCAAAGAACACGAAAUCCUCCUGCUGACCGGCCUGGAGUCACCUGAUACCUUUCAGCAUGACCCCACCCACACACAGAGUCACAGAGCUGAUGUGUGUGUGGUUGAGAGUGCCAGUGGGCGUCACCCGACUCAGCCAAGCAGCAUCGUCCUUCAGAUCAACAAGUUCCUGAUUGGUCUGCAGUCUGGUCAGGAAAGACAGCGGCACAGCCGAUUGGCUGGACAGCGCAUUUCCGAUGACGACACCAAUCGCUCCGUAUCGUCCAUAGAGGAGGACUUCCUGACCGCCUCCGAGCAGCUGGGGGAGGACAGCGAGGACGACCCCUUCAGAAACGAUGCAGAUUGUGGUAUUUCAGCAGAUGCAGUGGAGUUGCUGAGGUCAGGACACAUUCGGAGGAAAAGUACAGUGGAGAGAGAGGACAGUGAGGACUCAGAUACACUGUGUGCCUCUUCAAAGUCACAUAAACUCUCCAGGGCUUCUUCUGCACCAACCAGAGGCAGCGCUGCUCCGAAACACAUCAGCCAACGAACCAAAGAGUCGGCUGGACAUUACGCCACCAACCUCGCUGAGUCUGUUAUGCAGGACGCCUUCAUCCACCUGUCUCAGGACGAGCCGUCUUUCAUCCCAGAAGCAGCUGUUAGCAUCUCCAGUUCACCACAGAAAGCAGCUGGCAUGCGCCAUCAUACAGAUGAGCCCCCAAGGGCAAGAACUUGCUCUUUUGAACUCCCGAAGAUCGUGAUCGUACAAAGUCCUGAUAACUGCGAUGAAGCAGAGUGGCCUGGCAUGCAAUCCGAACAUCAGGGAAUUCAUAAGAGCACAGCUGAGCCAGGACCGCAGUCGCACUCUCAUCUCUCACAUGGCUCUCCCAAAAAACACUCGGCUAAGCCAGUGGAAGUGGCGCUAGCAUGCGCUGCUAGCAUCAUUGGCACAAUCAGCACCCCACAAAUCACAGAGAGGCUCACACUUGAAUCAGGUGAUGAGGAUGAUGUUAAUGAGGAUGGAGGAAGUGAGAAUGAACAAGGGGACUACUCGUUCUCUUCCGCCGUGUGCGGUAUGGCUCAGAUGGCCGGGGCAGUAGCCGUGGUGGACCUUACUGAAGGUUCUGCUGAUACGGAAGACUCAGGUGAGAUGUUCUCAGCAUCUCUGGGGCUGCUGUCUGCGGCCCAGGCCUCCGCGGCCAUCCCGUUGCAUUGCAGUGUAGCAGAAGGCACCUGUGUGGAAACAUUCAGGGCCAACGUGGCAGAAGUGCUCUUGAGGGAGGCUUCGGCAGUACUAACUCACAAACAAAGCUACACUAGCAUAGCAAACUUCCUUGAGACUACGCAUAACAAGAUUGUGGAUGGGAUCACAUAUCCAAGGAGGUCAUACCCGGGGCAUCUGGAGGUGGACGAAUUCACACAGGAGUUGGCGGACAGCGUUUUAAGAUAUGCCCUGGAGAAAGCAGUGAAAAGAAAAGACCUCGAAGGGAAGGACAGUGUCAAUGUGCAGCGUUUUCUCCUGGAGAGUGUGAAUGAUCUGCUCUUUGACAUCCUUUGUGUCACAUCAAGAAAAAUCAAUGACAUUUCAACAUGUAAUCUGGGGUCGGCCGACAGGAAAGGAAGCAAAGCUGGUUCCAAAGAAUGCAAGACUGUCACCAAGCCUGGCGGAGAAGUGUUAAGCCAAUUACAGGGUUGGACUGAGCACAGUCAGCCUGAUAAUCCCAAUGAGAGGCAGAGCAGCUCUCUUUUGGGAAAGAGAGAGAGAGAGCAGAAGAGCAAUCAGGAGGAAAAAGAGAGUGAAUUAAACUCAAAUGGGAAGGAGUCCUUCAGGCUUGCUCAGAGCAGAAUAAACAGAGCCACGGUGAGGGAACUGGUUGACCUGCAGGGGCAGCUGGCUAAGUGUGAUUGGAGCUAUGACUCUAGGCUUCCCUCGGACGAGAGCUCUCCCUUGCACAGCACUCGAGGGAAAACUGGGAGAGAGGGAGAAAUCAGGCAGCAAUCCUCUUCCUCCACAGGAGCACUUGCAGUACCUAAAAUGGAGGGUGAGUGCAAGACUCCAGUCAUGUGCUUUGCUGAGGACUUGGCGACAACAGUGGUGUCCAUGGCCACAGAGCUGGCGGCGAUAUGCCUUGAGAAUUCGACUGGUAAGCAGCCCUGGUUUUGUGCCCUGAAGGGUGGACCUGAGGGCCCAGAAGGGCUUCUUCUGCCCGGCCGAACAGCUGCAGCUCUCCGCAGAAAAGAAACUCAAAACGGCACAGUAGUUGCCAAGAAGCACCGGCCUCCUCGACUCAGCGAGAUCAAGCGUAAAACAGAGGAGCAGCCUGAGCUCAUGGAACGUUUGGUCAACCGUGUGGUUGAUGAGACCGUCAACCUGGAUGAUCCAGCAACUUCUGACCCCUUUGCCCUCUUUGCCUCAGAGGUCACAGCACGGAUCAUGAACUGUCCUGAGCUUAACGUAGUGGACACGUCUAAACAGGGCCAGCCCUGCCGUAGCCGGCUGCAGUGCGAGAGGUGGAGCAGUCGAGGCAAAGCUUCAAGCUAUGAAAGCAUCCCAGAGGAGGACGCAGAUCCUUCUGGACCACUAAACACCCUUGGGCCAGGCAACAGGCUGGGUCACAACCUGAGCCGAGGAAGCUCGAUCUCCAAGCAGUCCAGCUGCGAGAGCAUAACUGAUGAGUUCUCUCGGUUCAUGGUGAACCAAAUGGAGACGGAGGGCCGAGAGUUUGACCUCCUGCUGGACUACUAUGCUGGGAAGAAUGCCAGCAGCAUCCUGGCGGCAGCUGUUCAACAGGCAGCAAGCAGGAAGAACGGACACCUCAAUGUCCGGACAUCAUCUUGCCUCUCCAAGCAGUCCAGCACAGAGAGCAUUACUGAGGAGUUUUACCGCUUUAUGCUCAAAGAUAUGGACAAGGAGAACAAAGACUACGGCAUCACCAAGACCAAAGAGUGGAGCAACAGCCUUCUGCCUCCAACCCCUAGAACUCCUUUCUGCAUCCGCCAGUCCUCUGUUCCGGACAGGCGAUCAUCCGACUCAAGGCUGACCGUAAACUCGCCCAUCAAGGCAAACUCGUUUGAUGGAUUUGCCCGAAAUGUUCGCGGCGACUCACUUAACAUCUACCCAUCCAACUCAGUGUCGUCCACGAGUCUGUGCAAGUCUGACUCUUGCUUGUAUCAACGUGGCCAAACAGACCACGUCACAGACAUGCUAAUCCACGAGACGUGGGCAAGCUCUAUUGAGUCUCUGAUGCGUAAAAACAAGAUCAUCGCAGAACCUUCGGAGGACAGUAUGGAACUGGAUGCUACCGACUCCCAGCCCCACGUCCAGCUCUUUGCUAAUCGACUAGCUGCCAACAUCGUGGAAAGUGGCAAGUCGCUAAUGGGAAGUCAGCAGGAAGGAGGAACAGCUAGCCAUCAGAAGCAUGCUACAGUUGGAGAGAAGAGGCGGGGCUUUAAGCAAUCUCGCCCAGGAAGUGGUCAUAAUCGGGCGAGCACACAACAGCAGGACGUUGGUGAAGGUUCCCAAGGGUCCACAUGUGGAAGGUAUGCACGGCUAGGACAGAGGGAGGUUCCUCUAAUUCACAUUGAGCCAGAUCAAAGGGAUGAAGUGUCUGAAGACACGGAGAGGGAACGUGGCCACAGCAGGGAAUCAAAUGCUCAGGUCCAACCUCAAAGCAGCAGGGAUAGAGUGCCGGCGAGCUGGAACAGCACUGACAGCAGGGACAGGACCCCAACAGUGCCCUCUACAGGUGUGGAGGGACAGUGCCGCUCUCCCAGCACUAGCAGUGAGGAGAGUGGCUCAGGCAGUUGGGCUCAAGUUGCCCCUGAUGAAGACCCCCAGGAGGAGACCACCAGUAGCUUUAUUCAGCUAAGCGAGGGAAACGGGAACAGUAGCGCAUCCAGCCUCGGCGUGGCUGACCUGGAGGGCCUUCCAGAAUGCUCCGUCUCCACUGGGAUAAUCAGUGAGGAGAGAGAGAGAAAAGCAGCACAGAGUCCCGAACAAGCCGACGAGGUGACCUCAGGUUUGUCCACAGCAGGUAGUAGCUGUCAGAGGGAGUUGUUGGUGGUGAACUUUGACCUGGGAGUGGACAGUGUGGAUGUGGAGUUGCGGGAGGCUCUGCAGUGGAUCGCGGCAUCGGAGCUUGGCGUUCCGGCUCUUUACUUCCGAAAGACUCAGGAACACAAUCUGGCCAAGUUUCAGAGAGUGGUCCACCUGGCUGGUCAGAAGGCGUGGCGGGUGGGUGAUUUAUUCAGUCUGGUAGUUCAGUUCUGUCAGCUUCAGCAGGACAAGCAGGACGCAAGCGGAGCAGCUCCCGGCCUGUUUGACUGGCUCCUGAAGACGCAGCGCUAAAACACGCAAUCACUCAAACUCUGCGCUGACAAACCGGUCAGCAGGACUCUAAACCUCUGCUGACCCCUUCAGGUGUGGAGUUCAGUGCAGUUCGGGUCAUCUUCCUGCUCAAACGCCUGAUUUUACUCAUCAGUUCAUUACCAGGUGUAAUAAUCAGCUAAUUACCAGGUUUAAUAAACUGUUAAUUGCCAUGUACAGUAAUCAGUUGAGUGUCAGGUUUAAUAAUUGGUUAAUUAUCAGGUUUAAUAAGUACUUAAUUAUUAGGUUUAAUAGUCAGUUAAUUACCUGGUUUAAUAACUGAUUAAUUUCCAGGAUUAAUAAUCAAUGAUUAGUUAAUUACCAGGUCUAACAAUCAGUUAAUUACCAGGUUUAAUAACUGAUUAAUUUCCAGGUUAAUAACAAAUUAAUUACCCAGUUUAAUAACUAAUUAAUUUCUAGGUUUAAUAAUCAAAAAUCUGUUAAUUACCAGGUUUAAUAAUUGAUUAAUUACCUGGUUUAAUUAUCAGAUUUAGUAAUUGACUAGGUUUAAUUACUAGUUCACUGUGUGUGUGUGUGUGUGUGUGUGUGUGUGUGUGUGUGUGUGUGUGUGCGUCAGAGCGUGUUCAGACGGCCCUCUUCAGCUCGUCAGGUCUGAAGGUUGUAGCUUGUACAGUCUAUACAGUUCUGCUACGAAUGAAAACAAACCAAGUGAAGUGCACAUGUGACAAAUGACCACAGUGAGGGCUGACAGUAACGGUGGGCACAGAUACGUCAACUGAACCAGACAAGCUUUUUAACACACAUCUGCAAAUAUCAGGGCCAGAAUACAAACACAUUCAGUUCACAUCAGUAAUACAGUUUAAAAAGGUCCUGUAGUGACUGUAUCUGUGUAUUGUAGAUAGAGUUCUCUGAUUGUGUACUUUAAGGGUCUGAGCUGUAACAGUAUGGUAAACUAACCCCCGUGUGGAGGAUGUACUCCAGCCUGUCUGUCUCUCACUGUGAGCUGUUUAUCUGCUGUAUUACACUGACCAAGAGGAGAUAACAAUAAUACAACAAUAUAGGAGUGAAUUAUGUCCAGCUCACUUAUCACAAACUAAACAGCUACUUAUAUGGUAUAAAAACAACUUUCAGGGUGAAUUUGGAGAAACUUCAGGCCACCGGACACAGAGUCGAUAAACGGAUUAGGAUCAAGUUCUUAAGCUUUUAAACUCUCGUCAUAUAAACUGAGUGAAAGUUCAGUAUCUCAUCCAGCUUGGCAUCGGUUCACUGUCAGUUUACUCAAGCUGGCUGUUGCUGAGCUGAAAAAGGAAAGGCUACUAACAAUUUCACAGCACAUGUGGCUUUCUGUGGUCUCAGUAUGGCUGCAAUUUAAAGUCGUUAAUGCGCUGAGAAACUGACCAGUGCUCAGAGUCGGCACACGGUGAUGUGUCGGGAGCGUGUCCCACGAUUAACAUGUUAACGUUCUGGAAUUUUAGGAUGUGUGACGUCUUCUUGUGAAGACCACAGGAAUACACAAAAAGCUGUGGGAUAUUUUACCCCAGAGCCUAUCCCAGCAGUCACUGGGCGGAAGGCAGGAAUACCCCAGGCAGCUCGCUAGUCCAACACAGGGCAGAUGCACAGACAGACAGACCAACAGGCAAACAUAUACACUCACACACACACAUCUAGGGGGCACUAUAGAAUCUCCAAGAUGCUAGGAGGAAGCAUGCCAACUCAGAGAUGACCCUGGUCGCCCAGCCAGAGAUUCAAACCCAGCUCCUUGCUGUGAGGCUGUGUCCAAGUUUAUCACUACUGUAUACAAUUUUCAGACCUGUGAGUGUUAAACUUGUAAAGCUAGGUAUUUACAGGUCAGCGAGGGCCGUCCGAACGCUCGGCCACAGCAGGUAGAUCACCAAACUGUGACGUGAACAGAGCCAAACCGUCCAGGCUGUUCACAUGUUUAUUCCUUCCUUCCUCACUGAGGCUCUGCCUCCUGCAUCUACACCCUAAUACACUUCAUUACUGACCACUGUAUGUGUCACAGCUCCACACUGACCACACCCUUCAGAACACACAGACCCUGACCCUGAUCCUGACCCUGGAUCUGCUUGCCUGCUUGGUUUAAUUCCAACAAACCCACUAGACCCAGAUCAUCACCGUGGACUGUGACAUCAUAAUCUACAUCAAACAGAGAGUCAUAAUGUGGCAAGAGACAACAUUACACCAUCAUAACAUCGCUGAUGUUCACAGCGAUUUAUCUGCUCUUUCCUUCUGGACAAACGUUAUGCAUAUGAGUUGAGUGACAACCAAUCAGAUUGUUGAUGUGUGCCGCAGUAACUGAGCCCAAAGUCACACACUCAAACCCACACCAGCAGGAGAUGGAACGGUUGAUAUUGACAGUAUUAGCGCUUUUGGGCUCAGAAUUGUCCUACAGUUCUGCACACAGUCUCCCUCUCAACCCACGUUUUUUUAGUGACAUGCCCUCAAAGGGGCCAGCAGGGGCAAGAGAAGCACUUCUCUUCGACUUCUUAGUUAAAUGAUGGUGGUGCAACUUUCUAAUAAUUCAUUCCAACACCAGAGGGUUGUGAGCUUGAAUCCCAGCAAUGCCACAGUUGGAUAUAUUAUGAAACCCAAGAGGAGAAUAUGCCAGAUGGUACUGUGUGAUAGAAAGAGUGCCAGCUAGUAGAGAAACUGACUAAAAUAAGCAAACUCAGUUUAGUUUAUCUAAAUGAGAUGCAGACCUAGAAACAGUGGCUGGGAGAUUUUUUGACUCUAAGGAGUUUGAGUUGUGUGAACUCAAGCUGAGUCAUCUCAAGAAAAGCCACAGAAUCAGUUAGUAGAUCAUCGAGUUGAACUGACCGCUCAUUUUAUUAAAAUACUGUACCUUUGUGUGCGUUUUUUGACCAUUCAUUAUUUCACUUAAUAUUCACUCCAAGGCAUCAGAACUUAUUGGAAAAUGCCUCCACAUAAUAUAUUUUGUCCAAAAAAUAAAAAUUUCAACAUAAAAUGUACAAUCAACAUUGAGCCCAACUGACCAAAAUACGUGAGGCUAUAGUCUUACCUUAGUGUUCGUUUUUUGACAGUUUUUUUAAUUCAAUUAUUAUUCACUCCAAGACAUGAAAGGUUCUUGGAAAAUGUCUCCAUGUGAUAUAAUUUGUCCAAAAGAUUCAGAUUUGAUCUUAAAAUGUACAUUCAACAUUGAGCCAAAUUGGCCAAAAUAUGUAAGUCUUACAGUACAUGAAUAAAAUAUAAAAUGUCUAAUUUAAAAAAAGGAGAUACAGGUCAAUCUAAUUGGCUUAAAGUUCAGAUAAUUUUUAUUAUUAUUUUUAGCAGUUGCAGCAAACCAACUCCCAGCACCUCCACUUCCCAGGUCCCUGUUAUCACAGCUUUAGAUAUCAUGACUGCAGCUAUAAUGGUUAUUUCUACAGUUGCACUCUUAACAAGUGAAAUCAUGUCAAAUCUAGUCGAUAUAUAAAAAAUAUUUCCCAUUUUGAGACUGCUGUAGAAAUACUAUUUAGAAUAUUUGCCCUAUUUCUACUUUAUUUAAAGUCAUUUUAUCUAGGGCUACUGGCUUAUUCAGAUCAUUUGAAUUGUUUUUAGAAAUAAAUAUCGUGACUUUUUUUUGUAGACAGAAUUACUAAUCAGUUUAUCAAUAAUGAUCAACAGCCAUGUAACUGAUUAGUAGAGUUUGUGGAUUUUUUUCUUUCCAUUUAAAUGAAUAUGCGUUUUGAGCUCCAAUCCAUGAUUUGCAGCUCCAGUCCUGGUUUUACUUCAUAAACACAUACAGCAGUUUGUUGCGCUAUGAAUGCACGGCUACUGUUUUUUUCCUCUUAAUUUUAGUUUAAUGUUUUUGGUCUUUUCAUAGAGAGUCACUUUUUACAGAUGAAAGUUUGAGGUGCGAUUUUUAAUGUGAUGAAACUUCUGCUUGAAGCGGCAACUUGAUCUUUUUGUCUGUAAAACUCACUUGUUGUGAAAAGGCCUUAGAUUUGUUGCCCCCUCUGGCAGAAAUGGAAACUUUUGAAUUGAAUGUUACUGUAAAAUAGCGUAUUUUAAAGCAGCACUGUGUGUUAGAACUGAAUGAAGUGUCUUUACUGAGUGAGGAGGAUAUAAACAGGUGAGCAGCGCUGCUGCUGUGAGUCGUCUAUAAAGCCUGAAACAAUCAUUUAAACCCAGAGGCGUCGAGUUUUUCACACCAUGUCGUAAACCUAUACAUUGCUGUGUACACCUGUACACGCCUCUGUACAUCUGUAUACACCUGUAUAUGCCUGUAUACACCUGUACACUGCUGUGUACACCUGUACACGCCUCUGUACAUCUGUAUACACCUUUAUAUGCCUGUAUACCCUUGUACACUGCUGUAUAUGCCUGUAUACACCUGUACACACCUCUGUACAUCUGUAUACACCUGUAUAUGCCUCUGUACAACUGUGUACACCUUUAUACGCCUGUAUAUGUCUCUAUACAAGUGUAUGCACCUGUAUAUGCCUGUAUGCAUCUGUACAUUGCUAUAUACACAUGUACACUGCUGUGUACACCUGUACACGCCUCUUUACAUCUGUAUACACCUGCCUACAACUUUACAUGCCUGUUUACACCUGCACACUGCCUCUAUACAACUGUAUACACCCGCACAUGUGUACACCUGUCCACUCCUGUAUACACCUGUAUACACCUAUAUAGAUUCCAGUAGACACCUGUACCAGACGCAUACACUCAUAUCCUGUCUGAGCUCACACCUCAGUUGAAACGUGACUAGAGGACUUUUUCCCUUUAAUAAGCCGCGUGUUCCAGCGGUUAAUAUGCAUGGCCAAGCAAACCUGCAUACAAACCCAGACAACCAAUCGGUUGCUCCAACGGGGAGGGACAUUUACAGCCAUUUAGCCUUGAUAUUUUGUAGCCUGAAGAUUUCUAUAGCAUAUAAAACAUUUCAGAUGCAGCGGGUCAGUUUUUAUUAACAGAAACAGGUCUGACAGCUGCUGUACAUGAAGACGAGGUUAUCGCUGGAUAUGAUGGCUUAUUACCGAUACAUGUUUAUAACAUUUCUGACACGCCCGAUCCACUCAGCACAGAGAGAAGUAUUUAGCUAACGUUUACUUUUGCAGACACGUCCACUUGUUUCUAUUGUACCUUUGAAACUGAAUCCUGUGUUUAAAGCUUCUGUGUGAAAAUAAAGACGAUUUAAAAGGCUUUAUUUUGGUUAGAUGUACAUAGUCUAGAUUUUGAGCUAUGGCACCACUGGGGCUGCGAGCAGAAGCCCCUUUUCUCUGGUCUUAGCACUAGCAGAGAGAUCCACAGUGAACCUGCGACAUUACAGGUAGCAGUCGGUCAGUGUAUGUUACGGUAUGAAGUGCAGUUUUCGUCAUGUAUAUCUGUUCAUGUGAAUUCUGAUGUGUAAAGGUUUCCUCUGCUUAGUCACAUAAUAAUAGUAAGUGUUUUAAUAUCAGCAUUGAAAGCACAACCGUCUAACAAUCUGUGACUGUAUAACUGAAUGUAUUUAUCUUUACAAAAACCAAUAAAAAAUUUACGUCA
Pygocentrus nattereri (red-bellied piranha) is the source of this 10273-nucleotide messenger RNA. RefSeq names its product SPHK1 interactor, AKAP domain containing. Gene Ontology annotation, cellular component: cytoplasm. NCBI's taxonomy places the organism in Eukaryota, Metazoa, Chordata, Actinopteri, Characiformes, Serrasalmidae. The record is from RefSeq and is a predicted model, not a curated record. The transcript is spliced from 12 exons. Gene Ontology annotation, molecular function: protein kinase A binding. Bases 92 to 4786 code for a protein of 1564 amino acids.